AUGAGUGGAAAGGUUGUUUCUUCAGCCUACCGAAGUAUCAUCGAUGAGGUCGUUACCCAUUGCCGAUCCGAAUUCGAUGAGAUGGGCAUAGAGCAAGCCGUACUGGAUGCUCUACAGGCUUCCUGGGAGACAAAGCUUGCCAACACUCGGGUCACCGACUUUUCUGCGGACGCACGACUGGGUCCAAUACAGGCCUCAUUGGGCCCUGCUCUACCCAGACCUGAAGAAUCUCUCAAAGAGUCAACAUUGAAACUCGGCAACAGGACGGGCCGUCCUCCACGUCGGACGUCAAACCUCAGAUAA
Molecule: messenger RNA, 303 nt
Organism: Puccinia triticina
Lineage: Eukaryota; Fungi; Basidiomycota; Pucciniomycetes; Pucciniales; Pucciniaceae
Exons: 4
Coding region: 1-303 (100 amino acids)
Biological process (GO): transcription initiation at RNA polymerase II promoter; transcription by RNA polymerase II
Cellular component (GO): transcription factor TFIIA complex
Source: RefSeq, a predicted model, not a curated record